Phytophthora infestans T30-4 is the source of this 1479-nucleotide messenger RNA. RefSeq lists its product as uncharacterized. The transcript has a single exon. Gene Ontology annotation, molecular function: FAD binding. The coding region runs from base 1 to 1479 and encodes 492 amino acids. NCBI's taxonomy places the organism in Eukaryota, Oomycota, Peronosporomycetes, Peronosporales, Peronosporaceae. The record is from RefSeq and is a predicted model, not a curated record.
AUGGGACGGAAUCGUCACCACCAAACGCGCGCCACUCACUACGACCAGCGACCGACUCGUGAUGCCAAUGAAUAUGACGAGUCCAAGCGCCGCAAGAUGAUCCGCUGGAUUAAGUCACGCUUCGGCUACGUUGAACCGGAACUUCAUUUGCGUCCGCAAGACCGCAACAGCUUGAGCAAAAGUGGCCGCUCCGGCGGCAAUAGCAGCUUCUCUGUUCCGUACGGUAACCUGCAAUACACACCGUCGUACCGUAUGGACUACCAUACCCAUGUACUCAUCGUCGGUGGUGGAAUUGGUGGACUAUGUCUCGCUCAAGGCUUGAAGAAACACGGCAUCCCAUUCACCGUAUUCGAGCGAGACCCGUCUCCCAAUUAUCGCACGCAGGGUUAUCGCGUUCGUAUCAACCACGACGGAUACGAAGCAUUAAAGACUAACCUCUCAUCUGAGAACUUUGAGGUGUUUCUUCGAGCUACGGGUCAUUUCCAGCCCGGAUUCAAGUACCUCGACGCCGAGACGGGCGAAGAUGCACCGCCGAAUGCCCAAUUCGCACACAAAUCUAACGUCACAAAGAACGUCUUUAGUGCCGAUCGCGCUAUGCUGCGAUCGUUAUUGCUCACGGAUCUCAAUGACAAUGAGAUCCAGUACGGGAUGGCUUUCAAAAGCUUCCACGUUCAGCCUAACGGACGUGUUGAGGUCACAUUUGAGAGCGGUAAGAUUGUAGAGGGCAGUGUUCUUGUCGGAGCUGAUGGCACCACGUCGCGUGUGCGUCGACAAUAUGUGCCUGGUGCAGCGACGCUACUUGACACUGACAGUGGUGCCAUUUACGGCAAAACCUUAUUAACCCCUGAGAUCGAAAACUUCUUCGAAACAGACAGCACCACGAUGGUUGUCAGUAAAAAUCCUAUGAUGAGUCUCGUCAUGGAACCGCGUUGUAAGAUCCAAGCAGAUCUUAAGGAGUUCGCUGCAAUCUCAAACUCCGAGCUACCAGAUCUACAGAACUACAUUUGCUGGGUUCUUAUCGCUCGUGCACAGCAUUUCCACCGGAACGAAGACACUACAGUCCAAGAUCUCUUCUCUAUGACGCCGACACAAGUUGCCAACUUGUCCAACGACAUGACACGCGACUGGUGUCCUCAAAUUCGGACUAUUUUUGAGAAUCAAUCGCCCGAGUGGAGUUCUUUCCUGCGUAUCUCGACUAUGUCUCCGGAGAUCCGCCACUGGCAGCCGUCGACCGUCACGCUCAUUGGAGAUGCAGUACACACGAUGGCUCCUGCAGGAAUCGGCUGCAACACUGCACUACAUGAUGCACAAAUGCUGACUAAGUAUUUCGACGAGAUGGGGGUUGGGGUGGAUGCAAUUGCACAAUACGAGCUCAACAUGCGUCAGUACGGCUCUGAGGGCAUCUCGAUUAGCAUGGAUGCCGGAAAAAUGAUGUACAACCUCCCAGAAGUGGAGGAUAUGCACGCAGUAGUGUACUGA